GGGGGGUGCCGUACGCGGUGAAGUCAAAGGCGGCGACGCUCGUGGCGGAGGUGGUGCGGCAGGAGGGGGCGGGACUGUGGUCGAGAUUGGUCCCGGAUUUGGUCGCGAUGGCGGCGAGCGAGGAGCCGCAGAGCGCGGAGAUGGGGGCGUGCGUGAUCAGAUUCGUGGCGGAGGACGUGGCGGUGUAUAACGAGGACUUGAUCGGUGGGAGGAUGCGGGAACUGUUGGGUGGAUUGACGAGCACCGUCGGGGUGAUUUUGCCGGCGAUUUACUCGCUCAUGGAGAAGCACUACACCAAGGCGACGUCGUGUGCGGACUCGCGGCUGGCGAAGCUGCACGCGGCGGCGGUGAGCGCGGCGAUCGGCGCCGCGGCGGUGUACAGCGAAUGGGCGCCCUUGGCGCCAAUCAUGCGUAGCGGUUUGAUCGAGGCGUGCGGGAUGCUCUUGGCGAGUGAGGAGUUCCGAUGUCCAGCGUGUGACGCGCUUCGACACGUCGUCGCUCGGAAGAGCAACGUGGCGCAGGGAGUGGAUGAAAAGGACGACGCGGAUAUCGUCAAGGGAUUGACGCUCGCGGCGAACGCGAUGUCGACGGCGGCGGAACGCAUCGUGUCAAAUCCGAACCAAUCUGACAUAAUCAACGAUCACGAGGAGAUUAUCUUCGUGAAGCGUUUAGCCGACACCAUGACUAUCAUGUCUGGGUAUCAUCUGAGCACUAUCACCGACGAGAGCGCGCGAAAUCUCUUCCUCGAGAGAUUCAUGAGCUUGACGCGUUUCCCGAGCUUGGAAGUGUUGGACGUCGUCAUCGGUGCGUGGCCGGUGAUGCUUCGCGCCAUGGGCGCCGAGCUCCCGAAAACGUUCGUCCGAGGUCCGCCGUCGCAGGGCGCGGACAAUCCGUACAACUCCGGAAAGCUCGAGCCCAAGGGAAUCCUUCCAGUUGGCGCGCCGGAAAUUUUGUUGGAAAUUGCUCGAGUGUGGUUCAACGCGGGCGCCGGGAUCGCGUCUGGAUUAGAAAACAAGGGAAUUCCGGGUAAUAAGGCUAGGGAGUGGAUGGAUGAGUGCGAGACCGCGCUCGAGCUCCGGGAGACGUGGGUUCAGCUUCGAGCGAAGUGGAUGGAUGUCGUAAAGCUGUGCACCGCGUUGUGCCCGAGCAACGCGGCGGCGCAAGCCGCAGAGAACACGAUGAUGGUCGUUUCGUGGACCCAACCGGGUGGAGUGCUCGCGAAUGGGUCGGAUGAAUUGAAGUGUGCCGCUUUAGAGGGCGCGACAUCGUUCUUGGAGGCUGUCAUGAGCGCUCUUCCCACGGAUGGUCCGUCGUUCUCGGUGUUCUCCGGUGCGCUGGAGUCGCUCCUGGGCAGUCUUGUUGCCAUUGACUACAAGGCACCCAUGAGCAACGCCCAGGUCGCUAAACUAUUAGAGACCUUUGGUAAGUUCGGUAAGGCUCGUCCUGAGUUGGCGUCGACGAUCAUGAGUCGAUUGUUCACGAUUUUGAAUGAAUUACCGGCGGAUUCCCAAGCCGGGGCACCUCCGGUUCGCCAACGCGAUAUCCUCACGAGCGGGCGCACCGGUCAGGCGGCUAGGCAAAAGGUGUGCGCCGCCAUUCUCAUUGUUUCUUCGGCCGCUCCAAUGGUACGUUUGUGCGCGCUGAAUUCGCAUUUGGAAGCUUUUGCCGCGCAAAUCGAGAACAUGAAAGCGUCCGGUCGAUUGAGCGGUGCCGAGCGAGGUUCCCUCGCGGAAGCGUUGCUCGCCGUUGCGGGACCGUCCGGGCCGGCGCGCGUGCGUGAAGUUCUCGAGUGGCUGCUCUCGUCCGUGAGAAGCCGAUGGGCUCCGAACGGAGCGCCAUCGCCAGAAGUCGCACACCUACUGGCCAUCCCCACGAUGUCCGCCGGAGAAGGCGCCGGGGGCACACAAGGCUUGUCAGGAGCGCACUGGGAGCUCUUUCACGACAUUCAACUCACCGAGAGGUGCCUCAGACGCAGCCUCGGAGACGGUGAAACUGCAAAGUUGCCAACUGGAUUCCUCAAGCCAGUGGAUCCGCCGCCAGACGUGAAGGACUGCCCGGCUGCAGACCAUAUCGAGUGGGUCGUCUCACUGAUUUCUUCCCUCUUGCACACCAUUCACGCGUUUUGGACGCCCGAGGGAAAGGCGGCGAUGCGCGCCGCAGGUUUGAGCGCCGCGUUAAACAUGGCUCCUGAGGAGCGUGCGGCGUACUUGAUUCACGGUCCGGCACGCACACAGGUGCUGAGUGAGGAAGAACCCGGUACAAUACCGAGUGCGUCGCGCGAUUGGAUGCGAUGCCUUCGCGACUGCUCGUACUCGACGUUCGCUCUCUUUAGCGUGCAUGCUCCCGCGGCAUUUUAUCCGAAUCAAGCUCUCGCGAGCGUGUGCAGCGGCUCCAUGCUCGCGCACCUGCCGCACAUGGAGUUGCGACACAUUCGACAGUGCGUGCACGCGGCGGUGCGACCGAUCAUGGGGAGAUGUCCGCAGGCACACCGCGCGCUUUGGCAAGCGGCGCUCGUGAAUCCGUUGUGUGCUUCGCUUCAUGACCGGCUCGCCGCAGCUUGGAUGGACACACGUGUCGUGAACGCCACGAAAACCAUGGACAAGCGUGAGGAGGACGAUAACGAUUCGGUGGACGACGCCGAGGUGGAAGACUUGAUUUCAGAGAGAAUUCUCCGCGAAAUCACUCGAGAUCACUGCGCUAUCCUCUCCAACGUUGCGUCGCCGGAGGGAACGUUUGGUCGAAAGACGAAGGGCGGCGGGCUUACGGGCGUUAUCGGAGACAUGUCAAACAGCGUCAAGGGCACCGAUCACGGCGGCGGCAAGCACAUCUUGGCUUGGAUUACGAGUGGAGACGCUGUGGCGGUCCGUGCUGGGAUCGCCACGGGCAUAGCCGCUCUCAACUGGGACGACACGGAGGCGACGGCGCACGCGGUGAGUUUCAUUCGCGCGCUCACCGCUGCCGCCGGCGGAACCGAGGCUCCGCAACCCCUUCGCGAGACUGUCGGGUCGGAUGUUUUCCAGGCGUGUUUAGUUGCCCUGACACAGAGCUCCAACGCCGCGCAUCAGGCGAACAUUCUCGGAUUGAUCCGUGACAUCAUUCUCUGGCUCUUGCCCAAGACACAAGCCGUCGGACAAAUACUCAUGAGCCUUCCCGGAAUAACUCGCGAAUCCCUCGACGCGUGCGUCACCGAGCUCGGCGCAAUGCGAAGCGAAAAGAAGGCGGCAAACUGCGUCAAGGACUUCUUGAUCAACGCCAGCGGCGGUGGUGAGGAACUCCGCGCGCUCGUCGAGUCACGCUCGUCGAGCAAGAGCGCGUCCGCCAUUCAAAUUCCAAAGAGCGAGAAACGGAAUCCACAGAAUCAGACCCAAUCGCCCGACGGCACACUUUUUUCCGCCGAGGCGGCGUCCUCGGCGAUCGGGCUCCAUUAG
Ostreococcus tauri is the source of this 3428-nucleotide messenger RNA. RefSeq names its product Armadillo-type fold. The transcript has 3 exons. Gene Ontology annotation, biological process: RNA export from nucleus; protein export from nucleus. Gene Ontology annotation, molecular function: RNA binding; nuclear export signal receptor activity. Gene Ontology annotation, cellular component: RNA nuclear export complex; cytoplasm; nucleus. The annotation marks the transcript as partial. The record is from RefSeq and is a predicted model, not a curated record. NCBI's taxonomy places the organism in Eukaryota, Viridiplantae, Chlorophyta, Mamiellophyceae, Mamiellales, Bathycoccaceae.